AUGAGUGAUGAUGAUAGUGUUCACGAUAGCACCGGUAGUGGUGCAACAUUACCGAAUGCCAAUAAAAUUGACAAAAGUAGGAAUUCUCUACUCUGUUUUAUAAGAAAGAAGUCACCAUACAAGACUAAAGGUACCACGCCUAGUGACAAAAAAAUUAAGAAACCUACACGUUCAACAAAGCCUUCCAAUAAAGCUACACUUUCAAAACAUACAACGUCUAAGAAACAUCAAGCUAAAACGUCAAGAAAUUCGCCAAUAUCUUUCACAAACAUUACUGAAAUAUCUCUGUCUAAAGAAGAAGAUGAAGUAAAAAGGAAUAUUAUUCAAGGAUGA
Messenger RNA from Trichobilharzia szidati, 333 nucleotides. The record is from the annotation of a GenBank genome assembly. Lineage: Eukaryota; Metazoa; Platyhelminthes; Trematoda; Strigeidida; Schistosomatidae.